UGAAGAUCCGCAUCAUCUACUUCUUCGAUUGAGUAGGUUAAAGAUUUGGAACAUCAGCGAAGUACUUGUCAGCAAACUUUUAAUAACAGAUAUAAUGAGGACCACGAUGAAAACCCGACAAGGAAGAUGAGGCUUCAGAUUUAACUACAUUUGAGGGGCGACAACAAGACCACUAGAGACCGCACCGAGACGAUUUGUAAUUGACACAACUUUUGUAAUUCGUAAUCGUAGUGUUUUUUUCCAAGCAAACAAGAAAAGGAGAAGAGCAUUUCUCUGCUGCUUUUCAGAAAGAUGGCCAAGAACUACGGCACAAAACCACUGCAAUCCGCCUCCGCGGCCAGGCCAGAAAGGAUGUUGCGCAGUGUCGCGUCCUCUGAAACCCCCGAGGGCGCUGGCGUGACGUCGGACCAGAUUCAUUUUCCCGUACUGCAACCUAGUUGCGGGUCUGCAGCUCCUGCACCAGAGAGUGACGAUAGGCUCGGACGUGCGUGUGGCGAAGCUACACGUCGAGAAAUCCAGCAAACACGCAGCCCCUCAACUACAGUUCAACGAUUCAUGCCACUGAACACACAAGGUUUACAACUUGAGCGUUCAAGAACUUCCUUCCGGCAUCCCAGGACGACGAAUUCGUCAUCGUCAACAUCCGGUUCCAGAAGUACAGAGUCAGGUAGGAAGAACAGCAUCAGCUUCAUCGCGGAUCAUUCUGUAGGUAGUCCGGGCGACGUUUUGGUUUUAUCGCCAAAGUUGGAGCAGAUAAAAAGAAGACGAAUAAAGCAUGUCCUCACGCAACAAGCACCACGACCGUUUCCCGCGCAGCGACAGAGAGCCGCUUCACGGAGAGCAGAGCAGGGUCGUGUAUUUACCGGAGCGGGGAUGAAGGUUUUUGCAGCCGGAGGGCAUCAAGUUCAAGAAGUUUCUACUAGACGAAGAUCCAGUGCAAAAAAUCAUGACGCCACUGCAACAGGAGCACCACAAGAAGGUCGUGGGUACCUCCCUCUUUCAAAUUCCGGUACUAUUCCCGCGGCUAGCACUAGCACUUCUUCCCCGUCUUCUAGCUCAUCUUCAUCAACGAUAACAUACAGCAAGAAAAAAACCUCCUCCGCCCGAAUUCUCUGCAAACUGAAGACAUUUUUCAGAUUGUUCCUCUCCCUCGCUGGAACCGCUAUGACGAUCCCUGGCGCCCUCGCCCAGUCUUACCCCGGCGGACUAGCGCACACGUCUGCCCCCCAUCUAGAACACGGGUGGACCGACAACAGUUAUGCGAAGAUCAUCGCGAACUCCGAAAAAAUCUUGAAGUCCAACGUGUACAUCCACAGGCUGUUGGCCGAAGACCAGAUCCAAGCGAACUACGGACGGGCACAUUACAACAGUAUUCAUUGGAAAUUCAAAUUUUUGCUGUCUGAUUGUCUGAUCGACGUAUUACCUGAUUGUCAUGCAGGAGCAUAUCUAUGACCUUCACCCUCGCAAGUGGACACCUUUUGCUUACUGGAAACAAAACAAAAUAUAACAGAGAAGUACCCCUUCACAUUAGCCUGGCACCUCCAGCGACAGUCGGGGCGGUGGGUCUGUUCAUUGCCGGAAAAGGCAAAUGAUGAGUCGUUGAAAUCGGAAGAAACGCUGUUAUCCGUUUUGAACACGUUGUUUAGCCGGUUUAUGCACGACAAACUCCUGGAGUAUCACGAUCUGGAGCCCGCGAAAUACGUUUCAUCGAGGGUAUAAAUAGAAGAUGCUGCUACUUUUUUUACAAACAAGAUAAAAUCGCCGAGGACCACUUUGUCAUGCGUUUUUGCCCGCAGGGCACCCGGCUCGUCUUGCUGGAGGACUUCAAUGAAGAUGCGCAUCAUGCUGAAAAAAACCUCUAUCAGGUUGAAAUCGACCUAGCAACGAAGAUCCCGCACAUGGACCUUGCGGAUAGCCAACUGCUGCGAUGGAUGGUCAACUUGGUAGUGGAUCUGCACUACCCGUUUAACCUGGGCUUCCCCGACGCACCCGAGGACACGCUGGAUACAAUGUAUAAUUUCAUUGCAAGAGCUUCAUGUUGCAUAGAAAACUUCUAUGCAUGACAAACUAGCUCUCUGACGGAUCUUUGUGCAAUACAAAUUUCUUUUCUCAGGUACAACCUCGACCAGCAGCCGCUCGCGAAGCUCUGGACCUCGAUGCAGGACAAAAUCAUCCUUGCCAUCGAUUCCAACGCCGACCUCGACGAAACGAAAAACAUCGACAUCUCCGACCAGCACCCGUUUGAGCUCUUCUUCCAGUGGGCGAGCGAGACCACGAAGAUCGUAUCCAAGAAAAAAAGCGCGUAAGUGUAACUUUGUAGGACGCAUAGCAUGACAGAUUCGCUUUGCGUAUACAUAAAAAACCUGUUAUGCGCAGCUAGUUGCUAGUAAGUGAAAACUAACACAUAUGAAGCGAGCUUAUGACGCACACCCAGCAUGACAAGCGUAGCUGUCUUGCGGUCUCUGCAUGACAGACUUACACAUCAUACGCACUUUUUUUGUCGCAUAGAUCGCGUGCGACAUCUACCGGGAUGUAUCUUCCAAUUCGGACGAAUUUCCCAAGCAGUACAUGGUCUCCGCGCAAGUUUUAUGCACUGCAAACGUAUCGUAUUCGUAGUAAUCGCAGUCAUGCAUUACAAAUCUAGUAAUCAAGGUCAUUCCGCAUUACAAAUUACCUUUGUAAUGCUGAGCCAAUUUGUAAUGCCAUUUUAUACUAGUACCUACGAUAGUUUUGCAGUUCACAAGUUUACGCAAAGUGGGAGAAAAUCUUGCAGAAAAGGAUGGAGGAGGCGGCGAAACACGUCGUGAUUUUUCUCAAGUAUAGCACUUAUCGAGAUCAUGAUCUACAUCUAUGACUAUGUUAUAGGAGUUUGCGAAGUGGAAGUUGUACACACUAAAUCUGUCAGCUUCUACCUUACAGAUUGCAAAAAUUCAAUGCAAAUCAAGAUCUAAUAAAUUGUCAAUAAAUUAUGUAAAGGAACAUCGCCCUCCACAAGGCCCACCGAAAAGCUGUGGCCCAGGGCAAAGGCCGACACCACCCACGAAAGCACUGGAAACGGGAUUUUUUUCGAAACCUCUGCGUCGCGGCGGUUCUCAUCCCCGCAUUUCUAUGAGAGUGCACAACUCCCCCUUCCCCUCAUUUGUAUAGCAUGAACUGCAAUACAAGCAUCAGCAAGUGUGCCGCUCUUGCAUGACAACUUUGCACUGCAUUGUAGUGCUAUAUGGACUACCCCCAGAACUUGUCAUGCAAACAGUGCCAAGAGGCAAAGGGUGGAUUGGGUAUUUUGUAUGGCAAACGAGGGGGAGGGGGAGUUGUGCACUGUCAUAGCCUCUCUGGCUGAUGCAGAAAUUUGAGAAGCAGCAGAACAUCUUCAAGAUUCUCUUCAACAAUAGCAAGUACGCGGAAGGGUGGGGCAGCGCGAUCGGCGGGACACACAACGUGUUCGGUGGCGCAACGUCGAGCAAGGAGCUGAGGAAACUGUAGUGGGUGUGAGUUAUCGACGGCUACUGAAAUCAAUCCAAGAUUUUUUUCAACCAGAACCAAAAUCCUCAAAGCAAAACCUAAAUUUCGAAUAAUCAAUAGAAGAGAACAAGCGCAGCGCGCGCAUGAUAACAAACAUCUCAAUAAAGUUAAGUAACAUAUUCACCAGCGAGUUUUUUCACAUUGGUUUUUUAUUCGAUUUCCCGGGCAGAAUAGAAAUUCUGUCGAGAACUGCAGUUGAAGGAAAAGCGACAACGUCAGUGGAGACACCACGGAUACCUGAAAAUGAAAGCGACACUCGACGUGUACAGUGUUGGCCAACACAUCGAGAUGACAAGCGCGACGUGCGCCUGUGAUCCUGGGUGGUCAACGAAAGUGAAGCAACUGCCUAUCCUGUAGGAUAGAAGUUCUUGCGUCAACAGUAUCAGUUAC
Molecule: messenger RNA, 3912 nt
Organism: Amoebophrya sp. A120
Lineage: Eukaryota; Dinophyceae; Syndiniales; Amoebophryaceae
Source: the annotation of a GenBank genome assembly